Messenger RNA from Melampsora larici-populina 98AG31, 657 nucleotides. RefSeq lists its product as uncharacterized. The transcript is spliced from 3 exons. Gene Ontology annotation, molecular function: dihydrolipoyllysine-residue acetyltransferase activity. The record is from RefSeq and is a predicted model, not a curated record. Gene Ontology annotation, biological process: pyruvate decarboxylation to acetyl-CoA. The annotation marks the transcript as partial. NCBI's taxonomy places the organism in Eukaryota, Fungi, Basidiomycota, Pucciniomycetes, Pucciniales, Melampsoraceae. Gene Ontology annotation, cellular component: pyruvate dehydrogenase complex.
UCAACCAUGCAACGUGCGAUUGCCGCAAGAUUGUCAGAGAUCAAGCGCACUGUACCUCAUUACUCUUUGACUUCUGAAAUCGAAAUGGAUCGAGUGAACAGUUUGAGAGGCUUGCUCAACAAAUCUUUAAUUGAUCAAUCGAGUUCUGCUCAGGGUGAGAUCGAAGCGCCUAGAAAAUUGAGUGUCAAUGAUUUUGUUAUCAAGGGAGUAGCACUCGCCUGCGUAGAUGUACCAGAGGUCAACGCAGAAUGGCACGGUGAUUUCAUUAGACAAUUUACUUCAAUUGAUAUAUCAAUUGCAGUUGCUACGCCUACUGGACUAUGUACCCCAGUCCUAAAAAAUGUAAGUAAAAGAGGGCUAAGUUCGAUCUCAAGAGAAAUGAAAACACUAAAAGAAGAUGCAAGAAUGAAUGAAUCUAAUCCAGAUGAAUAUCAAGGUGGAGGGAUCACGAUCUCUAAUUUAGGAAUGUACGGAUCUGUUUCACAUUUCACUUCCCUCGUCAAUAGACCUCAAGCUUGUACCGUGUCAGUUGGAGCAACUGAUAAGAAAUUAGUGAUGGAUACUUCAAGUGAAAAAGGGUUCAAGGAGAUUGAUAUCUUGAUGGUCACUAUGACUUGCGAUCAUAGGGUCGUGGAUGGCGCUCUUGCCUCUCGGUGG